Molecule: messenger RNA, 1089 nt
Organism: Coprinopsis cinerea okayama7#130
Lineage: Eukaryota; Fungi; Basidiomycota; Agaricomycetes; Agaricales; Psathyrellaceae
Exons: 2
Coding region: 1-1089 (362 amino acids)
Source: RefSeq, a predicted model, not a curated record
AUGUCAAGUGUGACCCAAAACCUCGCCACACCCACUUCCGAUUGGACCUCGGGCGAGCUCAUCUCGUUCAACAUCCACAUCGAGGACGUGGGCGCCGCUGCUAUUCUCAAUAGGAACAUGGAGGAUCUGGAGGGUGGGCCUGUUCCGCCUUUGGUACCCAAGGAGAUUUGGGAGAAUGCGUCGUGUCCGUCUUGGGAGAAUGGCAAGGAUGCGGAGGAUGGCGAGAAUGCGGAGGAUGUGAGGAAAUUCUUUCGGUAUUUGGAGUUUAUCGAGAACGGGAAGGGGAGGGAUGGGGGUGGGGGUGGUGGUGGGACGCCGACGGGAACGUGGUCUUCCACUACGAACCGCGUCUUGGAUCUCAUGUCUUUUCUUUUGGGUUUGAUGGAGUUUGAUCAAAGUCGUUCGCAGAGUAGUGGGUAUUCACAGAGCCAUGGUGGUGGAAGGAGGCAGAUACAGAUACAGAGGCGCAGAGACGGUGGUGGUGAGGGAGGAGGAGGAGGACUUGGCGGAGGGACUGGAGGAGGAGGAGGGAGUGGUGGACGCGCCAUCCUCCGCGGAGUCGAAACGACCCUCCCGAUGCCCGGUGGAAACGUCAAAGCCAAACUAAACCUAGUCGUCGCGGAUAAACACCAGAUAUACUUAAUCGUCUACGACUGUCGGUCCUCCUUCCUAAGCUCCAACCCCGAACCCCGGCUAAUAGCCCAAUCCAUCGCCGCCUUCGCCCAAACCAACGUCCGGCGCUCCAACGCCGGCCUCCCUCCCUACCCAGGAUUGUACAUCCCCGCCAUAAUCAUGUACGCCUCCGCGCCCGUCUUCUAUCGCGUACCUGUGACGAGUGGGUUUGUGGAUGCGAUGAGGGGUGGGGGGUAUCCGGGGAGGAUGAGGGUGAUGAGGUUUGUGCCUCCGUUGGGUGGUGGGGGUGGGGGUGGGUUGGGGGGAAGAGAGGGUGGAGGAGGUGGGGGUGGAGGGGUUGGAGGGAAUGGAGGGGGAAGGGUGGAGAGGUAUAAAGAGCUGGGUAUGGUAGAUUUGGAGACGAGGAAGGUUAUUUUACGGUGUUUGCAGGCGUUUAGGAAUGUAGUUAUUAUGUGA